CGGAGAGGCGCGCGCUCGGCGUUUGAUUUCCUGUGACUGCGGCGCCGCUCUGCGCGCGAUUACUCCGGCCUGGCCGUCGGUUGUUCCGGUGUUGGCGCCUGCAGCAGGCCGCGGAUGACGGGGAGGAAAGAUGGCGGAUACCGGGGAGAGGAGGAGCAAUGACGACAUGUGCUGGUGUCUGCGGAGACUGGGGGGAGGCCCGGGCCUGUUACUGCUGCCUGAGGGGGAGGAGGUUUCCUUGGGCCGAGGUCUCAGUGUCACGUACCAGCUGGUCUCCACCCUGUGCCCCCUCAUGAUCUCCCGUGCACAUUGUAUCUUCAAGCAGAACGCAGAGGGACAAUGGACAAUCACCGACAACAACAGCCUCAAUGGAGUUAUGCUUAAUAAAGAGAAGCUGGAGCCUGGGAAGCUUUAUGUCCUGCCCAAAGGGAGCUACAUUCAACUGGGGGUCGCUCUCCCAAAUACUGAAAAAGUUGAGUUUGAGUACGAGUUGGUUCAAGAAAAUCUAGAACAGAUUCGUCCGCUUCUGACCCGUCCGCAGCCGGGGAAGAGCAAAUCAACCAGAACCAAGCGAAAACUAAACUGUGAAGACUCCGAGGCCUCUGGGACUGAGGGCACCUCCAGCAUGGCCAAAGCCAAAAUCCACCGGGUCGUAAGAGACAGCAGCGAACAAACAAAGUCACAUAAGACUGAGAUGUCUAAGCAGCCCACAUUAAAGAUGGCGGAGGAGGCAGCGGAGGAGCUGGACGGCUCUAUGGACAAUGACCCUAUGGCCUCCACUCAGGCCACAUCUCACAACCCCUCACAUUUAACCAAAAUGAGACAGUUCAUCGUAGAGCUGAAGAAUUUUAUUGAUCAGGUCCAGGAGAAGCUAAAGACCCCACAGCCUGGCGGAUCUUCAGAUAACCAACAUCUUCAGUCCUCCCAGCAGGAGCUGCAGGAGCUGAGCACCAGACGUGAGGAGCAUCUCCAGAGGGUCAGCGAGCUGAAGAAGAUCUUCCAGGAGGAGCAAGAAAACACGGGAGGAUCAUCGCAGACAGAGAAGGGUCUGAAGGAGCAACUGGAUCAAGCGCUGAAAGAGCACUCGCUCCUUAUGGAUGAUCUGAACCGCAGUUAUAGAGAUUUUGAACAGAUAAUUCAAGCAAAAAAUAAGGAGCUGCAGCAAACCAAGGAGGAGAAGGAAAAGGUGGAAGCGCAGAAAGAGGAAGUUCUGAACCACAUGAACGACGUCCUGGACAAUGAGCUUCAGUGUAUUAUCUGCUCCGAGCACUUCAUAGAGGCUGUGACCCUGAACUGCGCCCAUAGCUUCUGCUCCUUCUGCAUCCAGUCAUGGAGGAAGAGGAAGGAAGAGUGUCCCAUCUGCCGACAGGAUAUAACCUCCCAGACCCGCUCCCUCGUCUUAGACAAUUGUAUUAACCGCAUGGUGGACAAACUGAGCCCCGAAAUGAGAGAUCGCCGUCUGGCUCUCAUACUAGAGCGUAAAGAUCUCGCAGUGGAGCCGGCCCCCAUCCUCAUCCCCUCUGACAGUGACAGCAGCCCCUUAUCCUCGGGCUCCACCAUCCUGUCUGACAGCGAGGACGACUUUCUGGACAUGGACGAUUUCCAAAGCUUCUCCUCUGAGUUUGAUGCUGAUCGGGGGGAUCUCUUCUCUGACGACGAAGACGAUGACAUUUUCUUUAUCAUGUGAUCGUUCUCCUGGAGCCGCACGAGGAGCAUUAAAUCCUUGUAGCCAUUGACGGGACUGAGUUGGUUUAUGCUGUGGGCGGAGACGAGUGGCGCUUGGUUACGGGAGUGGAUUAUUUAUUUUGUAUUAUGUUGUGUACAGGAUCGGAGCGGCGCGGGCUCCCGGUUAUGUUGUGCACAGGAUCGGAGCGGUGCGGGCUCCCGGUUAUGUUGUGCACAGGAUCGGAGCGGCGCUGGCUCUCUGUUAUGUUGUGUACAGGAUCAGAGCGGCGCUGGCUCUCUGUUAUGUUGUGUACAGGAUCGGAGCGGCGCGGGCUCCUGGUUAUGUUGCGCACAGGAUCGGAGCGGCGCGGGCUCCGUUAUGUUGUUUUUGUUCUGUUUAUAUAUAAAGUUCACCAUUGUUGAGUGAGUUGUGAGGUUUUCCUUAUAGUCUUCAGUCGUCCUGUCUGUACGGCUGCUGCUCGAUAAUUCUGGGAAAGACCUUCCUGGAUUGUGGGAAAUCUCGGUGGAAGCUUCUCCUGAUUACUAUGUAACUCCUCCUGUCCUGCUUCAUAGCGGCUCAGGUUACUCUGUAGCUCCUCCAGUCCUGCACUAUAGAGGCUCAUAUUACUUUGUAGCUCCUCAUGUUCUCUUUCAGAUUACCCUGUAGCUCCUCCUGUCCUGCUCUGUAGCUCCCCCUGUCCUGCUCUCAGAUCACUUUGUAGCUCCUCCUGUAUCUCCCGUGUAUAAAAAACAGGGAGCAGCACAUACACUGACAUACACGUCCCUGUUACUAUGUAGCUGGGGACAGAACCAGUAACCCAAUGCAGUGAGAUCCCCAUGGGCCGUGUAUUGGCAGAAAACUGGUGUAAUUACAUUUUAGUACCGAUUCCGCCCCUCUCCUCCUCUAUCCGACACUGACUGAUCCCCUUCUCCUCUCC
Molecule: messenger RNA, 2603 nt
Organism: Hyla sarda
Lineage: Eukaryota; Metazoa; Chordata; Amphibia; Anura; Hylidae
Gene: RNF8
Product: ring finger protein 8
Exons: 8
Coding region: 131-1687 (518 amino acids)
Biological process (GO): ubiquitin-dependent protein catabolic process; protein K48-linked ubiquitination; double-strand break repair
Cellular component (GO): cytosol; nucleus; site of double-strand break
Molecular function (GO): ubiquitin protein ligase activity; histone binding
Source: RefSeq, a predicted model, not a curated record